Opisthorchis viverrini is the source of this 447-nucleotide messenger RNA. RefSeq lists its product as hypothetical. The transcript is spliced from 5 exons. Gene Ontology annotation, cellular component: nucleus. Bases 4 to 447 code for a protein of 147 amino acids. Lineage: Eukaryota; Metazoa; Platyhelminthes; Trematoda; Opisthorchiida; Opisthorchiidae. The record is from RefSeq and is a predicted model, not a curated record.
GUGAUGAAGGUCCUACAUCCACAGAGUCGUAAAGCUGGUUACGCACGGAGACACCUGCAUCAUGAACUUCGCGUAGCGAAGCGGCAGAAACAACAAGUACGAAAGAAUAAACUACUCGAAAGCAAACUUCAGUGGUUUCGAGACAAUUUCCCCGAAGGACGAACACAUCUGACGCACGAAGAACAAGCAUCACUGAUAGAGAGAUACCUGCAGAGGACAGUUACUGUUACUGAGCACAGUUCGGUGAAGAGUGAUAUGCGUAGCGCUUAUUUACAACAACAGAAUGAGGAAUACUCCGCUUGUGGGUUAGAAGUCCCUGAUCUGACAUCCAAGGCGAACGUGGAACAUCUAUUGGCGUGGAACGAUGAACCCUCCCGCAUCCCCACUAUCAAGAUGAAGACGGUGAAGAGGCUGAAGAAAAAUACUGAGUGUAAUACAACAGUAUAA